Messenger RNA from Centropristis striata (black sea bass), 11821 nucleotides. RefSeq names its product neural-cadherin. Lineage: Eukaryota; Metazoa; Chordata; Actinopteri; Perciformes; Serranidae. The coding region runs from base 92 to 9001 and encodes 2969 amino acids. The record is from RefSeq and is a predicted model, not a curated record. Gene Ontology annotation, cellular component: catenin complex; adherens junction; plasma membrane. Gene Ontology annotation, molecular function: cadherin binding; calcium ion binding. The transcript has 37 exons. Gene Ontology annotation, biological process: calcium-dependent cell-cell adhesion; cell morphogenesis; homophilic cell-cell adhesion.
GCCAGUGAAUAUCUGCGUUCCAGUUUAAUGGAAGUUUUGGAUCAUAAAGGGAAAGCGGAGAAACACCCCGGAGGAAUAAGUGCACCCAUGGAUGUCAGUGUGGCACGAGCGGUUUAGUGCAGUGGAGCCAAUGAGAUAUACAGUCAUGAUUUGGGUCGCGUUUUUACCUUUUUUGGUUUCGUGCGUACACGGGAACAGGACCGUGGAGCAGGUGCCGUUCUUUCACGGGCAUGUAUUUGAAAACUCGUCUCCGGGUUCCCGGGUCAACGGACUGAGCGUCCCGUUAAAGCGGCUCAACUCGCAGAGGCAGUGCGGUACUGGGGAAUUUGCAGCGCACUUUAAACUCCUGGGAGACGGGAGCGAUAAUUUUCGUGUCUUUGCGCACCACAAACGGGGGCAUAUUUUAUUGAAGACUUCUGGGGUUUUGGACCGGGAAGAACGGGCUGAAUACGCGCUAAGUCUUGGUUUGUGUUGCGGGCAAUGCGCGGAACUCUCCCGGGAAGUGGAUGAGGAGUCUCCGGUUGUCGCCGAGGUGGCGUCCAUCAAGGUGGACGUCCUGGACACCAACGACCACCAGCCCACCUUCCCCGGUGCCGACGUGAAACUGAGCCUGGACGAUGCCACUGCGCUCCGCACGGCGAUCUACACGGUGACCGCGCGGGACGAUGACAGCGGCAAAAACGCGGAGCUUAUCUACUUCGCUUUGCCCAAAAACGGGAGUUUCUACGCUGUGCCCAAAACCGGAGACAUUCUCCUGGUGGACUCCAUCCUCGGUCUAGAUGAACCGAUUAAGUUUAAAGUGUUUGCCCGUGACCGCGGGUGGCCACCUCGCACGAGCCAGAGCAUCGCUGUGGAGAUCAAUCCACGGCAAUGGCCCGUGGCGCUCUCGGUCAAUACCCAGCUGGGAAAACGGAAGUCGCAAAUCAAAGAACCAGCGCGAAAGUCCAGGUCAGUUAUGGAAUCAGACAGCCCCGUAUUUAUCAACGUGUCCGAGGAUGCAGGGAUCGGUUCAGUGGUGAUGAACCUGAACCCGGUGAGGUUUCAGUCGGCUGCGUUUGAGCUGGUGGAGCCAGACGCGGAGAGCUCACCGGUCAGCGUGAGCCGGGACAGCGGGGAUAUAGUCAUAUCACGGAGACUGGACCGGGAGACUGAGCCUCUGGUGGAGAUCACCGUCAAAGUGCAGGAUAAAAGAGGUCCAGAGUGGUACUUAGUCAGAGUGGAGUUGACUGUGACGGAUGUAAAUGACAAUAUCCCAGAAUGGAUCAUGGUUCCUGCUCCCUACCUGGCUGUGGUUUCUCCUGAUGCCGCUGCAGGCUCACUAGUCUACAAGCUGCAUGCUCAGGAUGGGGAUGAAGGGAACAACGGUGAAGUGGAGUACUUUCUGUCUGAUGGUGGUGAUGGUCGUUUUGAAGUGGACAGGAAGAACGGGCAGGUUCGAACUACAGGCCUUCCCCUCCAGCGGGACAGAGAGUACCUGCUGACGGUGGUGGCUGCUGACCGUCUGGGCAGCCGCAGCGCCCCCGUGGUCGUCUCUGUGGUGGCUGGAGCCAGACCGCCACAGUUCACCAACGCCUCCUUUACCAUCGCCAUACCAGAAAACACCCCCGAAGGACAGCCCUUCCUGGUCACACCUGCUGUGUCCUUUCAGAAGAAACCAAUCAGCUACAGCCUUCUCAUCAAUCCCAGCAGUCUCUUCUCCAUCUCAGCAGAGACUGGUGAAAUCAGCCUGACCCGCCCUAUCGACUAUGAGAGCGACCAGCAUCGCUACUUGCUCUUGGUGCGAGCCAGCGAGGGCCUGGAAAGCAUGAGCAGUGCAGCAGAGGUACGAGUGGUUAUUGUUGAUGAAAACGACUGCGUUCCAGAGUUCCUCCAGUCUAUUUACAGCAAGGAUGGCGUCCCGGAGACUGUGACCACAGCAACGUCCCUGCUGCAAGUGUCAGCCAAUGACUGUGACUCCGAAGAGAAUGCAGAGUUGACCUAUUACACCCUGAGUCCAGACUUUACCAUUUCCCCUCAUGGGACCAUCUUCCCUGCGGGUCCUCUGGACUACGAGAGGCCAAACCACCUGUAUGAGUUUGUAGUGAUGGCAAUUGACAAGGGGGAGGUCCCUCGGACGGGCACGACUACAGUACGGAUCCGAAUGGCUAACGUCAACGAUGAAGCACCUGAGUUUUCCCAACACAUAUAUCGGACGUUUGUAUCCGAGGACGCGGGCCCUAACACACUUGUUGCCACGGUGCUGGCAAAGGACCCCGAUGGUGACGGGAUCACAUACAAGAUCACUACAGGAAACGAGGAGGGCAACUUUAUCAUCGACAGUCAAAAAGGUUUGAUCCGUCUGCGCUCCAGCCCUCCCCCUCACCUCCAGGGUGUGGAAUACGUCCUAAAUGUUACAGCAACGGAUGACAACGCCUCAGGCGGACCUCAAGCCUUGUCGUCCACAGCUCAGGUCAUAGUGGGAGUGGACGACGUGAAUAACAACAAGCCUGUCUUUGAGAAGUGUCAGCAGUAUCGGGAGAGCACGUCUGUCCUGGAGAACCAGCCAGCGGGGUCGUUCGUUCUGCAGGUUCAUGCUGUGGAUGCUGACGAGGGCUCCAAUGGCAGGGUCACAUACGGCUUCAUGCACAAAGACUCCACUGUGCCCGCAUUCAGUAUCCACCCUGACACCGGAGUAAUUGUGACAGCCAGGAAAUUUGAUCGCGAACGCCAACGGGAGUAUGCAGUGACAGUGACGGCCACUGACCAGGCAGCUGACCCACUGAUUGGCAUUUGUCAGCUCAACAUCCUCAUCCUGGACCAAAACGACAACAGUCCCAAGUUUGAGAACAUCCGAUAUGAGUAUUUCCUUCGUGAGGACACAAUGAUCGGGACUAGUUUCCUGCGGGUGGCAGCUCACGAUGAUGACUUUGGCACCAAUGCAGCCGUCAUGUACUCCAUGUCCAGCGAACAGCCAGAGUAUCUGAGGGUCAACCCCCUGACAGGCUGGGUGUAUGUCAACCAGCCCAUCUCUCAGAGGACCUACAUCACCAGGGAAAUAGUGGCCACAGACGGAGGGAACAGGAGCAGUUCAGUGGAGUUGGCGGUCACCAUCACCAACGUGAAGAACCAGCCGCCACAGUGGGACAAAGACAGCUACAGUGUGGUCAUACCGGAAAACACCGUCCGGGACACACCCAUCGUGACCAUCAAAGCCACGUCUCCUCUCGGGGAUCCCAGGGUAACUUACAACCUGGAGGACGGUAUGGUCCCGGAGACAAACAUGCCAGUUCGCUUCUACUUGACCCCCAACAGAGAGGACGGUUCGGCCUCCAUCCUCGUGGCAGAGCCGCUGGACUACGAGACCACCAGAAACUUCAUGCUUCGGGUUCGAGCUCAGAAUGUCGCUGCUGUCCCGCUGGCGGCCUUCACCACGGUCUAUAUCAAUGUCACAGAUGUAAAUGACAACGUUCCAUUUUUCACUUCUUCCAUCUACGAGGCCUCUGUCACUGAGGGAGCAGAAUCAGGAACUUUGGUUUUCCAGGUUUCAGCCAAUGAUCUCGACCUGGGCUCCAAUGGCAAGAUCUCCUACUCCCUUCUGGAGGAUCGCAGUGGAGACCACCAGUAUUUCCGUAUUGACCCAGAGCUGGGCUUCAUCUACUCAGAGACCGUGUUUGACCGUGAGACCAAAAGCUCCUACCUGUUGGAGGUCCAGUCUGUGGAUGGCUGGGAGUCAGCACGGCCUGGCAAACAUGGACAGCCCAACUCUGACACAGCAUAUGUUCGUGUUUUUAUCAGUGACGUGAACGAUAACAAGCCAGCGUUUGCACAGGCGUCCUAUGAUGUUGAUGUGGAUGAGGACGCUGACGUCGGCUUCGCCAUUCUCACUGUCAGUGCCAACGAUGGGGACGAAGGUGGAAACGCUAAGCUGCGCUACCAGAUCACAUCAGGCAACACGGGAGGAGUGUUUGAUGUGGAACCAGAGGUGGGCACUAUCUUCAUCGCCCAGCCGCUGGACUAUGAACAGAACAAAAGGUACAAGCUUCACGUCCUGGCUUCAGAUGGGAAGUGGGAGGAUUACACCACCGUGACGGUAAAUGUGGUUAACAAGAAUGACGAGGCUCCGGUGUUUACCGUUAACGAGUACUACGGCAGCGUGACGGAGGAGCUGGAUGGAUCACCCGUGUUUGUGCUGCAGGUAACAGCGUCUGACCCAGAUAAGGACGCUGACCAGGAGGCGCUGCGUUACUCCCUCCAUGGCCAGGGAGCAGAGAGUGAAUUCAUAAUUGAUGAGGUCACAGGCAAGAUCUACGCCCAGAGGACCCUGGACCGGGAGGAGCGCGCCGUGUGGCGUUUUGUCGUCUUGGCCACAGACGAGGGCGGCGAAGGUCUAACGGGCUUCACCGAUGUCAUCAUCAACGUGUGGGACAUCAAUGACAACGCGCCCGUCUUCACCUGUGCCCCCAGUUGCCACGGAGACGUGGCGGAGAACUCGGUGGUGGGGACUUCUGUGAUGGAGAUGACGGCCACUGACCUGGACGAUUCAGCUGUGGGGCAGAACGCCGUGCUCUCCUACAGGAUUAUGGGUAGUUUGGACGCCACUAACAUCGAGGUGGGAGGAGUGCCUACCUUCUCAGAAAUGUUCACCAUCAACCCAACCACUGGGACCAUCACUGUGGCCAUGGCUGGUCUGGACAGGGAGCAGGUUGAGUCCUACCUCCUGGUGGUGGAGGCCCGGGAUGGUGGAGGGAUGACUGGAACUGGGACCGCUACCAUUCAAAUCAAGGACGUGAACGAUCACGCUCCAAGAUUCACUGAUCACUCCUGCCUGGCAAGGAUCUCGGAGAACGCAGAGCCAAAUGCAGAGGUCCUGGAGCUUGCUGCAGAGGACAGAGACACUGGAGAAAAUGCCCAGCUGACUUUUAGUGUUGUAGCUGGAGACCAAGAGCAGAAGUUCUACAUGGUCAGUCACAAGCAGGAGCAGCGAGGAACCCUGAGGCUGAAGAAACGUCUUGACUAUGAGCGACACAGCGAACAAAGGUUCAACCUCACACUGAAGGUUGAAGACCUGGACUUCUCCAGCCUUCUGCACUGUGUGGUGGAGGUGGAGGACUAUAACGACCACGCCCCUGUCUUCAUUCCACACCUCCUGUCUCUUGCCCCUCUACCUGAGGACAUUAAUGUGGGAACCAGCGUGGCACGUUUGGUAGCCAGUGACUCUGAUUCAGGCCAGAACCGGGACAUCACCUACAGUCUAUCAGAGGACUCAGACCCCGAGGGGCUGUUCACCAUCGAUCAGUCGGGCGUACUCUCUGUUGCCCGUCCUCUGGAUCGAGAGAGGAUAUCACAGCAUUACCUGGUUGUCAUGGCAACCGAUCACGGGGUUCCGCCUCUAACAGGCAGCGCCACGGUCCAGCUGCCGCUGCUGGAUGUAAAUGAUAACGGACCAGAGUUUGAGGCGGCGUACUCCCCAAUAGUCUUUGAGAAUGUGGCUGGACCACAGGUAGUAAGGUUGAACCAAACGUCGACCCUCCUCCGAGCUGUUGACCGAGACUCUCCAGAGAACGGCCCGCCCUUUCACUUCACUGUCCCCUCCGACUAUCGACACAGCAAUGAUUUCUAUCUCCAGGACAACCUCAAUGGCACGGCGACACUGACAGCUCUUCGGAUGUUUGACCGCGAGCGUCAGAAAGAGUUCCUCAUUCCUAUUAUUAUGAGUGACAGUGGCCAUCCAGCCAAGACGGUGACCAGCACCCUGACAGUGACCAUAGGUGACCAAAAUGAUCAUGCACAUGCGGCGGGGGAGAAGAAAAUUUUCAUCAACAGUCACAGAGGUCGUAUGCCAACUACAGUGCUUGGAAAGGUGUACUCUCCUGACCCCGAUGACUGGGACAACAAGACGUACGUCUUUGAAGGACAUGUACCAAGUUACUUCAUCCUGAACAAGCGAACAGGCUUCCUGAUCAUCAAGGAGAAUGCCCCACCCGGCCUCUAUCAGUUCCAGGUCCGUGUGUCAGAUGGAGUCUGGCAGGAUGCUGUCUCUACUGUCACCGUGCACGUGAGGGAGCUGCGAGACGAGGCCAUCUACAACUCAGGGUCUCUUCGAUUGGCUGACAUCACAGCAAAGGAGUUCAUUGAACUGAGAGGGAAGCAGCGGAGCCGCUACGAGCUGCUGGUGGACUUCCUGUCUGAGAUGCUCUCUGUUCCACCUGAUGAUGUCAACAUCUUUAGCCUAAUGGAUGUGAAAGAGCGAAUGUUGGAUGUUCGCUUUGCUGUGCACGGGGGCCCCUCCUUCCUCCAGCCCGAGAAAAUCCAUGGUUAUCUGGCCGCACACAAACAAAAGCUCCAGUCUUUCCUGCAGGUUAGUGUGUUCCAAGUCCGGAUCAACGAGUGUCCUAGUUCAGAGUGUGCCGGGGCCGGUGGCUGCACCAACGUUUUGAAUGUGCGGGACACACCCACGGUGGUGGAUUAUGGGACUUUGAGUCUUGUAUCUGUGACAGUGGACUCCACGGCGGUGUGCUCCUGCCCAGGCAGAGAGCAGACCCAUCAGCCCUGCACUGCAUAUCCCAGAAACCCUUGCUUCAAUGGAGGUGUGUGUGUGGACACUCAGCAUGGCUACAGGUGCCAAUGCCCAGCUCAGUUUGAAGGGCCUGAGUGCCAGCAGAACAAGCACAGUUUCCAUGGCAACGGCUAUGCCUGGUUUCCUCCCAUGAUGCCUUGUUUUGAGAGCCACGUGUCGCUGGAGUUCAUCACGGACGUGGCGGAUGGACUGCUGCUCUACAGCGGCCCAUUAGCCCAGCUGCAGGCCUGGGACCACGAGGACUUCAUGGCCAUAGAGCUAAUAGAUGGGACCCCCACCUUGAAAAUCAACCAUGGCUCUGGCACACUGGUGCUACAGUUGCCAGGCAACGUGAACGUGGCAGACAGACGGUGGCAUCGGCUGGAUGUCCGCAGCAACAGCAAGGAAGUGCGUUUCACACUGGAUCGCUGUUCAGGAGCCGCGGUGAUGGAAAUGGAGGGACUCGGCAGCUGGUUGACCACCGAGGACCACUCCUCCUGUGAAGAGACGGGCGUCACGCCCAACACUGACAGACACCUGAACAUGAGCCAGGUGCUCCAGCUUGGCGGUGUGAACGAGGACAUCCCCUACAUCUACCCUCAGCUUCAGCACAAACACUUCACCGGCUGCAUCCGCAACCUCAUCGUUGACAGCAAGCUGUAUGAUCUGGGCUCCCCGGCCGACUCUCAGUCCAGCUCUCCGGGCUGCCUGACCACCGACAGCAGCUGUGUCAACAUGGGCUACCCGUCCUGUGGCCACCGGGGUCGCUGUCACGGCGAGUGGGGCUCCUUCAGCUGUCAGUGUGUGCCAGGAUACACAGGACACCAGUGUGAAGAGGAAGUCCCAGAGUUUUCCUUUGAUGGGCACAGUCACGUGCACUACCAGCUGACGUCCCCGCUGCCAGCCCGAAGGACUUGGGUUCAGGUCCUGGUUCGAACUCGCAAACACAGCAGCACCAUCCUGAAUCUGAUCUCCAAGGAGCAGAGUGAAUACAUCCGACUAGAAGUUUUUCAGGGCCUCCUUUGCGUUUUCUACAACCUCGGGGAUGGAGACUACAACCUGACACUACCCACCUAUCGCCUCGACAACGGUGAAUGGCACGAGGUCUUCCUAGAUCGGCAUGACAAUGAGAUGAUGCUGCGGCUGGAUGGUGGCGGAGGGCAACGAGAGGUCACAGGAUCUCGAGGCCGAAGUCGAGAAAUCAUCAUUGACCCCACUGUGGUGAUGCUGGGAAACACCUUCCCCUCUGGAAUCAACAAGAGCUUCCAGGGCUGCAUGAGGGACGUACGCCUCAAUGGUCGCUACAUGCCACUGGACAGCCAGCCGCGAGAUGGGGUUUCCCAGGUCAGCGUGCAGGGCCUGUCCCAUGGGUGCUCAUCUGACUCCUGCAAAAGGAACCAGUGUAGCCCCCCCUUCACCUGCGUUGACCUGUGGAGAGUGCACGAAUGCAGAUGUCCUCCUGGCCACAUGAUCCGUGUGAACGGGACCAGGAAGUUCUGUGUCUAUACUCUCUGUGCUACUCGGCCGUGUCACCGGGGGACCUGCGUGGCCCAGUCACCCUCCAAGUUCACCUGCCACUGCCCCGAGGGCUACCGAGGACGCCACUGUGAAACAACACUGGCCAUCUACCGGGAGGACGUGGGCCUCAGCUUCAGCUCCCUGUUUGCCAUCUGUAUCUGCUUCAUGGCCUUACUAGUGCUGCUGUUGGGGAUUUUCCUCUACACCCGCUGGAGGAGCUACAAGGGGCUGAAGGAGGGAGUUUACCACGUCUCCGCCCACCACGACGGCUGGGAGGACAUCAGAGAGAACGUCCUCAACUAUGACGAGGAGGGAGGAGGGGAGGAGGACCAGAACGCCUACGAUAUGGCGGAGCUGCAGAAGUCCCUCCAGCCGAGCCCGGCCCAGUCGGUCCAGUACUGCCGAUCCAGAGCCCUGCACCAUCCUCCUCCCCCCCUCCAUCACCACCAUCACCUCCUCCACCAGGCGCCUCCCCCCCCUCCCUCCUCCCAGCCACUGGACUCCCUCAGCCGGACAGCCAGCUCCUCCACCCUGCCUCCCUCUGCAGCGUCCACCUCCUCCACCGCCACCACCACCGCCAGCCUCCGCAGAGACGUCCCCCCUACCAGACUCCCCGCGCAGGGCCAGGCCCGCCCCUCCCAGCUAGCACGCCGCUCCCUGUCCUUCUCCAGCCAGGACCUGGCCCGCUACCUGUGCGAGAUCAUCCGCGACGCCGACCAGCAUCCGGACACGGGGCCCUUCGACUCCCUGCAGGUGUUCUCCACCGAGGGAGGGGGCUCGCCCGCCGGCUCCCUCAGCUCCUUCAGCUCGGCGGGACUGGAUGGGGGGAGCGGCGGGGACGGGGGAGGGGGAGGAGAAGGGAGGAGGGAGGAGACGCUCGGGGAAUGGGGGCCUCGCUUUGAGAAGCUGCGGGCGCUGUACGAGCGAGCCGAGGCCAGCGACCUUUGAGCUCAGACGCACACAGACUAAACUGAUAGGACUCUGAUAACGGGGACCGUCCUGGAACAAUCAAUUAGCAGGCGCUUAGCGAAGGCGGAGGUGGGAAAACAGCGAGAGACUGAGAGAGAAAUCGCUCCACACCCCUCACUCGCUGACAACUGACACAGAAGGUGUUGUAUUUACUGGAUGCUGAGCCCCGUCAAUCCACAUGGUGGCCUAACAGACAGAUCAAAGUGUCCCUGUGAAAAGAGCUUGUCGCUCUGUGCUCCCUCUACCUUGGAUGACAAUUUUUGCAGGAACAGACGUUAUCAAACCUGCCAGUCAGGUUAAAGGCUUCAGAACGUCACUCUCCAGCCGGGCUACUCAUCAUGAUGGAGCUUAGCUUCACUGUCAGAAAAAUCUGUUCCAGUCACAGCCACUAAAACCCCAAAUUUCCUCUAUUUUCUAACACUCAUUGUGAGCUGCUCUGGAUGUCAGCUGCAGGCCUCAAAUGUAAAAUGGAAAUGUUUUGGCCAGGUUAUUUUUUAUACCUGAGCAAAUCAAUGCAACAUAAGAUGUAUUUUUAACACCUUGCUGAAUUAAAUCUUUGCAAAUAAACUCUUACCUAUAUUCCACUCAGCACUGUUUCGUGAUAGGACAGUGAAGAUGAGUGGGAUCAUACUGAGUAGCCCAUAUAUUACAGAGUUUGGAUUUUCAGUAUAUAUCGGACACAUAGUGUUCUCGCUGCCUGGCUGUACACAGCUUCUGUCAAUGUUUGUAUGAGAAAAAAAAUGCUUGGACCAGCACUGGGUUGCAGGGUGAGAUUAUUAUUCUUUUCUUCUGGUAAUGUGUCCUUCACUGGGUUGAGUAAUUCUGUAUUGGUUGGGUGUUUCAAGUUUCAAUGCUCCGUGGGUUGUAAGACAUCAAGCUUUCUACUUACUACUGCGCCCUCGUCUUCAUGUGAUAUCCUAUUCUCAUUCGCGCUCCUUCGCUGCGUGUUCCUCCUCGAGGGAGGGUGCACAAAAAUUCAAACAGCUUUGUAACAAAGAAAUGAGAGCGGACGUGCGGACUGCGGGAGGGAGGAAAUACUUGCUCUGUUGCUCUGUUGCUCUGUUCCGCGUACGCUCUUCCUCAGGCAUACCAAAUGUGGCGGCUCGGGGAGACUAUUUUAACAGACGAUUCCACGGUAGAAUACAAACUACGUCAAAUGGCUUUCCAAGGUGACUACUCAAUAAAUACAAAUGGAAGGGGAAGGAUGAAGGACGUUCGUAACAAUUAUUCAUAUAUAUUGUUCUGAGCUGUGAUACCUGUGCCAUACGCAAUUCACACACACGCAUCUAUCCAUUGUUCCUCGCUUAAUUACCACAUACUCUUGAUUGUAGGAAAAUGGACUGAACGCUGCAGGGAAAUAAUAGGUCUGCAGUUAUUAUCCAAGCUGUGAAUUGUCAGCUCAGUGGCAAGUGUUCCUUGUUUGGUUUACUUUUCACAUCAGGGUGAUGGAUCUUUUUUUCCCCUCUCAACAAAAAAAAGACUUCCCGCUGUUGCAGAACCGGUGAGAACAAUUUGUGUAAAAAGAACGAAAAAAAGCAAAACCAAUAACAAAGCAGCGGUGGGGGAGAGAAGUCUGAAAAGAAUGCUUUCUUUUCACCUUUGAUAAGGGAGAUGAUUACAGGGUAGAGGGCUGAAUGAGAGUAAAUGAGGAUGGUAGGCUGAGAGAAACCAUGUAACCAUGCCGGGCUCCUUGGUGAGAUAUGCCACCAGUGCACCGUUGAUCUCCGGGGAAGCUGUAGAAAGAGAAGGGACAUGCUCGGAGCAGGGGUUUUCUGGUGGAACGGUUUGUUUCACAGCAAAUGGCAUAGAUAUAAAAAGUCAUGUGUCCCUGCAAUCGUCCAAAAAGCCAACCUGGUAUUUCAGGCGCUGUAUUGUGCUGGAAGUAGCAGCAGCAGCUCUCAUCGUGCUCUUUAUUCUUCUCCACGCUGGCGGAGCCGUGUGAUAACAUGUCAGGCCACUAAUCCUAAUAGGAGCUGAUGGCAUGCUGUCAUGCUGGAAAAAACCAAAGGAUUGUGGGUACUUUCAAAAUAGUCGACAGAGAAGUCGAUUCCCAGAUUUUAGCUUUUCAGAAACAUGCUAUUUUCCUCAAAGCCGAGACAACAAUCAAACUUUUAAAAAAUAAGAGACUUGGCGGUCAGGUGAGGGUGCAGCACUUUGUCUUUUUUAAAGACAGGAGGGAUUUCCUAGAGCGGGAAGCUUGUUUUUCUAUUCCUCUGGAGAAAGAGGCCGAGUCUGAGCCACACAGAGUGGUGGAGGAUGCUUCACUUUCUCUCUGCAGCUGGAAGGAGCAGCAACUCACUUCCCACCACCAUUCAUUUGUACCAUAAAACAGCUUCUUAAAUGUUGUGUUCUGGGUACAGACAUAUUGUGAACAAAGUUAAUGUUUUUACAUCAUUUGUAAAUACAAAGAUAGAUUAAUUACAAUUAUUGCUUUUUGUCAAAAAAGCACCACAUAGAUUUAAAAUGUGCAGCUACUGAGAAAAAUAAAAAUGAAACCCAACAUAUCUUUUUUAUCAUCAUGAUGGUGAUGAGCUUUGGACAGUUAUGUAAGUGUUUUGUAUUUGCUUUGAUUUUUUUUUUCUCAAUAAAUGCAUUUGUUUGCACCAGUGACUGUGCUGAAUCGUGACUGCAUCUGAAAGAAGAAACUGUGGAAUUAAAAGGCCUCGUGUAAUGAAAAACAAGGAAAUGGCAUUGAUGGGGGAAAAAAUACUUUUAUUGAUCAUACUGCCAUUGAACAUUGAUGUGUCUAAUAUCUAACACUGGCAUUGGAGAAUAUUUCAACCUAACUCAUGUACACAU